AUGGAGUUUGUGCGUUUGACACUAAUGUCUCUCCAUAUCCAUGUUGCUUCCCUGCUUUUACUAUUAUCACCAUUUCCCCAAAUAAUUUCAGGUCAAGAAUCUUUCAAGAAAGUUGUAUAUAAGCUCAGUAAGCCACUAAUCAGUGAUGAUGGGAAGGUUUAUUUGUGUUCAGAAAAGAAAUUUUUUGCCUUUGAAAGCAAUGGUUCUGUCGCAUGGACGUUAUCUCUCAGUUACAGAUGCAGUUCAAGCAUAGCUCCAGUUCAAGGAGAAUCACGAAAGAUAUAUGUGCUUGCAGAAGAUAGAGUGCUGAAGAUCAACCCGUUGAACGUAGGAAGUUCUGAAACAGCUGUAGAAUUGUUCUUUGGUUCGGAAUAUGAAAGAGUAGGGGAUAUUGUUGGCCUUGCAGUAAGUAUAUCCAGUUCCUGUGUACUUAUCAAUGUCAAAAACCGGGGUCUCUUUGCUUACCGGUUGCAAGGAAAACUGUACUGGAGUGUUGGCCCGGUGCUUUAUCAGCAUGGAUAUCGUCAAGGUUGUAGGAAAAAUAUAACAGAAUGUUAUUUUUCCUCAGUCCCCGUGAUCGAUCACUGUGAAGCUAGCAUAUAUGUAAGGUUUUCGUAUUCCAAGCUUUUUAAUCUUGUCCUUUGCACUAAGCUCUAUCUUGCAUUUUCAAAACCAUUUUUUUUUCAACUGCAGAUUUCUAACAAUCAAGGAGAAAUUUAUGCUUUGUCAACUCGUAGUCCACAUUUCAAAUGGAUACAAGAUUUCAGUUCAUUCGGAAGCACACUUACCAUGAAAGCGGGGAACAACGGUCUGUUGUAUGUUACUGAAGCAACUAAAGCUCUGAUUCUAGCAGUUGAUGUUUCCAGGGGAAGCAUUUUGUGGCAGAAAAGCUUUGGACCGCUAAGUAUGGAAGAUUAUGCCCCUGCUGUUGAUUUUAAUGGUUGGAUAUCUAUUGGUUCAUUGGACGGAUACCUCUAUUCCUUUUCACCAAAAGGAGUUCUCAAAAAGUUCCCUAUAGUUCUUAACAUGCAUUCUGUUAUCCAAGUCAGUCCUGUUCUUGAUUGCUCAGGGUAUGCAAUCUAUGCUUCUCAGACACAGACUGAAGGAAAGGUUACUAGGAUUAUUGGAGAUUACACUUACAUCUCCGCGAUGAAACCAAAAGGUGUUAUCUUCACACUGACUAAUCCAGCUACUGGUAUCAUCUUUUGGUCUGAACAAUAUCCUGGUAACUACCCCGUCCUUCCCCUAGACCCGAAAUCUAGUUCUCUGCAGCAUCAAUGGAUAAAUCUAGUUCUCUGCAGCAUUCUAACAUGCAUCCAUUAUUUACUAUUGCGUCAGGUCGAUUCUCCUUGGCUAAUGGAGAAGGAUUUCUGUCCAGGUACUGGGAACCGGCUGCCAUGCCGAAGCUCAAGUCAGAAGUUUGCAUUAAGCUGCUCACAGGUUACGCCCGAAAAUUUCAGUACCUACACAGGGAACAAGAAGACAAUUUUGCUGUUUCUGAUCUUCGAAUCUAUCAUAUUGCUAGUACUAGCAAUAACAGUAAGAUUUUGCUACAUGUUUUGGAAGAAAAAGAAGCUUCAAAAUCAACAUCUUGGGAAAUUCUUGGAUAAAAGACGAUCACUUCGACUUCAGAAGAAAGUUUUUGAUAGAUCAAUCACAGAGCUUCAACAAAAGGCUGCUGAGGAAGCAAUAGCUAAUGAUAUGCUGGAAAAGAUGGGCAAUCUAGUUAAACAAAGGGAAAACAUAGAGAGGAAGCUCUCAACAUCAUACAGUUUGGGAAGGGAUGAAAUUGGUUCUCAUUCACCAUCUCUCCUUCCUUUGUCCGAUCGUAAAACAAGGAGUUUCUCAUUUCAAGGAGCAAAGAAAGAGAGUAUUACUUUGUUUCAUACAGUCAGUGAUACUUCUUCUGAAACUAGCUGGAGUGAAUGGGACUCUGACACGAACAUAUCGGAGGAUGAAGAUGAAAUAGACAAGGGAAAGUCGCCUAUUGAAAUAUUCAGUAGCAGUGAUGAUGAGAUUUACCAAGAAGAAUAUCAGUCUACUACUCCAUCUUCCUUUGCUUCCACUUCACGACAGGUUAAUGAAAUAGAGGAAAUGAAACCAGGAGAUCAAGAGGACUCCGUUGAUCAUCCCUUACAGAACCGCAUAAGGAAGAGGAAAUCAUAUUGAAGUAGCUAGGUAUUGCAUUAUGUGUGUUAGUUAUCCAACUGUACCUUUGUCCAACUUUUGUCCAUUACUGACGCCUAACUGGACAAAAAGCUUUCUAUUUUAAUGGAUUGCAUAAGCUUAAGUUAAUUGACGAGUUUCAAUAGCAGCAGAAGCACGAAAAGAAAAAAAGGAGUCGGAAGCUUAGAUGGUCACUCAACGUUAUUAAGGAAGAUUUCAUCUGGUGUAGCUAGAUAACACAUAUUUUACAUCCAUGUCCUAUAAACUAGUAAAUUCAGAAUAGUACAUGCAUACAGGUAAUAAUAUGCCAUUUCUCAA
Messenger RNA from Solanum lycopersicum (tomato), 2484 nucleotides. The record is from RefSeq and is a predicted model, not a curated record. NCBI's taxonomy places the organism in Eukaryota, Viridiplantae, Streptophyta, Magnoliopsida, Solanales, Solanaceae.